Molecule: messenger RNA, 1937 nt
Organism: Dromiciops gliroides (monito del monte)
Lineage: Eukaryota; Metazoa; Chordata; Mammalia; Microbiotheria; Microbiotheriidae
Gene: CDNF
Product: cerebral dopamine neurotrophic factor
Exons: 4
Coding region: 214-783 (189 amino acids)
Biological process (GO): dopaminergic neuron differentiation; neuron projection development
Cellular component (GO): endoplasmic reticulum
Source: RefSeq, a predicted model, not a curated record
UUGCUUCGUCCCCCUUCUCACGCCUUUUCCGAUAUGAGCCAGUGGGAACUAGAGUUUGCGUUUACGUCAUGCCCCCUAGCAACUACGGGCAGAUUAUGUACACUACCAGAUUCUCCCUUUCCCCUCGCUGCUGGUGGCAUGUACUAGAAUAGCGAGAGCCCUGGUUUGUGCGUCUGACAGUGGGUGGCCCGCGCAGUUGGAACUUUUUUGGAUAUGCGGCUCUCGACUGCAGCUGCAUUCACAGCCCUUACCCUGUCUACCUGCCUUUUUGCCGCCGACCCCAUAGCUGUACAGGGGCAAGGUUCCCUGGUGCGCGUGGGGGCCGACUGUGAAGUAUGUAAAGAAUUUCUGGAAAGAUUCUACAGCUUCUUAAUAGCCAAAGGUGUCGACUUUUCCCAGGAAACCAUAGAAAAUGAAUUAAUCAGCAUUUGCUUAGAUUCCAAAGGAAAAGAAAAUCGUCUGUGCUAUUAUCUCGGAGCAACAAAUGACGCAGCCACAAAGAUCCUAAGUGAAGUCACUCGCCCCAUGAGUGCCCAUGUACCAGCAAUAAAGAUUUGUGAGAAGUUGAAGAGGAUAGACAGUCAGAUCUGCGAACUUAAAUAUGAGAAGAAGCUGGACUUAGAAUCAGUGGAUCUGUCGAAGAUGAGAGUUGCUGAACUGAAAAAGAUUCUCAGCAGUUGGGGAGAGGAGUGCAAGGCAUGCAUAGAAAAAUCAGACUUAGUGGAUCUCAUUAAAAAGUUGGCACCCAAGUACACACCUGCAAAUCCAAGAUCAGACCUUUGAUUGAUGUUUGAAAAAAGUGGCUACAUUAGCAAUUCAUCAAGAUGAUGACCAUUCUGGCCUUAAACAAUGGGAAUUAUAGGCUACUGAUAUAACCAGACAGCUUGUGGCACAGGUUAUGAUACUUGUUUGCCCUGGUCUCAGAAUACAUUACUUGUCUUUAUGAGUAAUGCUACCAAUACUAGAUGCCUUAUAUUUACUGUGUAUACAAAUGUCAUGUUCCUUCUAAAGGUAUCAGAGUGUUUUGGCUUACUUUCUCCUCUCACAACUUACUCCUAAAAUAAGUGGAAAGCAGCACUUCUCCCUCUCUUAGAGAGGGAAAAAUUGGAGCACUCAGGGUUUAUCAGUACUGACCAAACAGGCCUUGUUCCCAUUCUGACAUCAACCAUUAGUCAAAAAUACUAGACUUAGAAAAAACAUCAAUUUUUCUUUUAAAAAAUCCACUUUAGGGCAGCUAGGUGGCGCAGUGGAUAGAGCACCAGCCCUGGAGUCAGGAGUACCUGAGUUCAAAUCUGGCCUCAGACACAUAAGACUUACUAGCUGUGUGACCCUGGGCAAGUCACUUAACCCCAAUUGCCUCACUUAAAAAAAAAAUCCACUUUACUUUACAAUCACUUUGAAGACAGUUUCAAAACCCUAGCAUACUCAGAGUUUCAAAAAUAUUGAGUGUUCUUACGUUUAGGCGUUUUUGGUUUUUGGUUUUUUUGGUGAGACAAUUGGGGUUAAGUGACUUUCCCAGGGUCACACAGCUAGUAAGUGUUAAGUGUCUGAGGCCAGAUUUGAGCUCAGGUCCUACUGACUUGAGGGCCUGUGCUCUAUCUACUGCUCCACCCAGCUGUCCUGCUACAUUUAGAAUCUAUAUAUAAUUAUAUGCCUUUGAUAUAUUUGAUCUCCAAAGUAGGAAAUUUGGAGGAGCUGCUAUAAAAUUAUUUUCCUCAGCUAAUUCUGUGACAUUUCUUAAUCUGUUGGUCAAAGAGGCCUAGAGUAACUAGAUAAAAAUAAACAUCUAGGUUUGCUAUAACAAGAAUGGAAAAAAUGAGUCAAUAUUUGUCUUAUUCACAGAACCAGACCCUUUAGUUUUUGCUGUUCAUGGUCACUAUUUAUACAUGCAUACAUACAUGUGUGUGUGUGUGUGUAUAGAUAUAGAUAUAUAGAGA